Messenger RNA from Raphanus sativus (radish), 1300 nucleotides. RefSeq names its product F-box/kelch-repeat protein At4g38940-like. Bases 1 to 1254 code for a protein of 417 amino acids. The transcript has a single exon. Gene Ontology annotation, molecular function: protein binding. Lineage: Eukaryota; Viridiplantae; Streptophyta; Magnoliopsida; Brassicales; Brassicaceae. The record is from RefSeq and is a predicted model, not a curated record.
AUGAGAAUUUUGGAUUUAACUAGAUUAAAUAGCUUGUGUUAUUUUGUUAAAUUCCACCGCGCUCUCUCUUUCCCCCUAUUGUUAAAAUUAGGGCUCCUAUUGUUAAAAUUAGGGCUGUAUACUCUUUUCUGGAGAUGUCUUCGAAAAAUUAAGAGAAAGAAUGAGUCGCAAGAACCAUCUCUGAUUACAUCACUUCCCAAGGACGUCGUCUUUGACAUCUUAGCUCGUGUUCCAAGGUGCGAGUAUCAAAUACUCUCCCUCGUUUCCAAGCAGUUCCGGUCACUUGUUGCUUCACCUGAACUAUACAUAAGACGAUCCUUAUUAGGCUUCACCGAACACUGCUUAUAUGUUUUCCUCUAUGACGACAAAUCACGUGAUCAAAGUUUGUAUAUUCUCAGCCGGAAGGCCAACGGCAAACGCCGCUUGGUCCUUAUCCAUUCGGUUCCCGCUGUGAAUCCUGAGGCGAGAUUUCUCGCUGUAGGCUCGAGCAUUUAUGUGUUUGGUGGUGGGAAAGAAUAUAAGACGAGAGAUAGCGUGUUAAGAAUUGACUGUAGAUUUCACACUGUGGAACACCUCCCCAGAAUGCCUGUGCGCAUGUCUUAUAUAGUUGCUGACGUCAUCGAUGGGACAAUCUACAUAAUAGGAAAGGACUACGACGACUGGAAGCAGAGGAAGAAGGUGAUGGUGGUGUUCAAUAUAAAAGAAAAAUUGUGGGAGCCUGCGAUGAUAAUACCAGACAUAGGUCUAGGUGAGGAUUGGAAUAAUUGUGUUGUGAUGGCUGAUAAGAUGUACACGAGGGAUUAUCGUAAAGGCUUUGUUUACAAGCCAAAGGAGGGUAAAUGGGCAAGAGAAGAUAUGCUGAGUUCUAAGAUGUGGAGUGACGCCUGUGUCCUUGAUGAUGUAUUGUACUAUUUUGAUAAGCUGGAGUUAAGAGCCUAUGAUUCAAAGCAGAGGUGUUGGGGUGUGGUUAAAGGUUUGGAAAAAUUGUUGCCUAAGACUUGUAGUUCAGAUUCCGAAAAAUUAGUUCAGAUAAGCACUGCGAUCUACGGAGGGAAACUGGCUUUGUGUUUUUCUAAAGGAAAACCGUUUUAUUCUAAAGGAGUUUGGCGGGGCAGAAUAAUGAAGAUUUUGUGUGCAGAGAUUUCGCUGGAAAGACGUCAAGGAGGAGAGAUUUUGGGUAAAGUUGAGUGGUGUCAUCAGCUUCUGAUUGCUAAGAAUGUUAUGGUGGGAAAAUUGUUAGUUGCUCUUGUCUGAUGCUAGGAACAUAGUCGAAUUUGAGAAUCCAAAACAAAGUGGUAGA